Fusarium redolens is the source of this 2547-nucleotide messenger RNA. RefSeq names its product glycoside hydrolase superfamily. The transcript is spliced from 5 exons. The record is from RefSeq and is a predicted model, not a curated record. Gene Ontology annotation, biological process: glucan catabolic process. Gene Ontology annotation, molecular function: beta-glucosidase activity. NCBI's taxonomy places the organism in Eukaryota, Fungi, Ascomycota, Sordariomycetes, Hypocreales, Nectriaceae. The coding region runs from base 1 to 2547 and encodes 848 amino acids.
AUGCCUGUUCUCGUAGAAGUAGGCCAUGCUUUGAAACAGCUUACGAUUGAGGAAAAGGUCAAGCUUCUCUCGGGCAAAGACAAUUGGUCUACCUACCCUAUUGAGCGCCUCAGCAUUCCCUCUCUUACAGCAACAGAUGGUCCACACGGGGCGCGAGGCACGUCCUUCUUCAAUGGCCCGCUAGGGGCCCUGCUUCCUUCAGCAACGGCGAUGGGGGCGACCUUUGAUACCAAGUUGAUGCGGUCCGUCGGUAAUAUGCUGGCGGCAGAAACCAUAGAGAAGGGCUGCCAGAUUUUACUUGCUCCAACCGUUUGCCUACAACGUUCGCCCCUUAUAGGCCGUGGCUUUGAAGCCUUUGGCGAAGAUCCGAUUCUCAGUGGUAUGAUGGCCUCCGAGUAUAUCAACGGUGUGCAGGAGAAAGGCGUUGCAACUUCCAUCAAGCACUAUGCAGCACAUGACCAGUCUUAUAUGUCCCCAGAGGACGACUUGCAAGUCGCUGAAAGGACACUACGAGAAGUACACCUUUUGCCUUUUCAGCUAGCUGUAAAGCACGCCAACCCCUGGUCAUUCAUGACUUCAUAUCACCGCAUAAACGGCGUUCAUACUUCAGAAAACGAAUGGCUCAAUACACAGAUCCUACGCCAAGAAUGGGGAUGGGACGGGCUGCUGAUGAGUGAUUGGGGUGGUGUCUUCAGUACUGCUGAGGCACUGAAUGCUGGCAUGGACCUGGAGAUGCCGGGUCCUUCAAGGUGGAGAGGUGAUCUUCUGCACCUUGCCCUCUUUUCUCGAAAGGUCAAGAAAUCGAUGAUUGAUGAACGAGUUCGGAAUCUGCUCAACCUCGUGAGCAGGGUACGGCCGGCAAUUGAGCGCCAAUCACCGGAUGAAGAAGCCGGCGAUACACCUGCAAAGAGAGCGCUAUGCCGAGAAGUCGCUCGAAGCUCUAUCGUCCUGCUCAAGAACGAAGGCAAGGUAUUGCCUCUCGACCCAUCAGCGCAGCAAACCUAUGGUCUGAUCGGCCCUGGAGUUAUGUAUCCCGCCGUCAGUGGCGGCGGUUCAGCCGAUCUACGCCCAUACUACGUCCAAAAGCCGCUUGAAGCCAUACAAGAUGCUGUCGGCAAGGAGAGAGUGAGGACUGCCGUUGGUUGUUAUUCUCACAUAUUCACACCACCGCUAUCCGAAUACGUCACUGUUCCAGGAACAAAUGAAGAGGGGUAUCAACUCUUUUGGUACGGUGAAGACCCAGAGGCGAACCCGAAGGCUGAACCACUUCACUCUACGACUACAACCCAGGCCACAAUGUAUUUUGCAGACAACCACCCCUCCAGCGUUCCUGACGUAUACUGGCUUCGCGUCGUGACAUUAUACAAGGCACCUAAAACAGCGACUAUGCUUAUCGGCCUUUGUGUGAUGGGCAAGGGACGCCUCUACAUCGAUGGCAAAGCGGCCGUCGAUCUUUGGUCAAGCCAUCCCAAGAAGACGCUCCAGACGCCCAUGUUCAAUCAAGCAAGUAUGGAAUUGACAGCUGAUUUGGAAGCCAAUGAAGGACAGGUUUACGAGAUCUCUGUCCUCCUGAAGAAUGAAUCUAUGUCCACCAACCUUGGAGGGCCCUAUGUCGGAACGCCAUGUAUUGGUGGCGUUCGGAUCGGAUGCUGCGAGAAGAUUGACCCCGCUGUCGCUUUGAAUGAAGCUGUUGAACUGGCGAGGAAUGUAGAUGUGCCUAUUCUCAUCGCUGGUCUGAACGCUGAUUACGAAACCGAGGCGGUGGAUAGACACGAUCUAGAGCUGCCACCUGGGAUCAACAACCUUAUUCAGAGAGUCACCGAAGCAAACCCUAAAACCAUAAUUGUCAAUCAGUCCGGCUGUCCAGUGACCAUGCCCUGGGCGAGCCAGGUUUCGACUCUUCUCCAGGCGUGGUUUGGUGGCCAGGAAACUGGCACUGCUAUCACCGAUGUACUCUUCGGUCGCUAUAACCCAUCCGGGCGUCUGUCUAUUACGUUCCCGCGCCGACUGGAAGACACGCCGUCCUUCCUUAGCUUCGGCAAAGGAGUCCAGCACAUGUAUUACGGAGAAGGCGUAUUCAUCGGCCAUAGAUAUUAUGAGAAGCUUGGCAACGAUCCGCUCUUCUACUUCGGAUUCGGUCUUUCAUAUACGGCCUUCGAAUACUCGAACCUCCAGGUCCCAGAGGUUGUCGACUUGGGCGAUGAUGGGGAGCAGACUUUCACUGUGUCGGUUGAUGUUACCAACACUGGUGACAGAGAUGGCCACGAGAUUGUCCAAUUGUACGUCUCUGAUGUCGAAUGCGCCACUCUACGGCCAUGCAAAGAGUUGAAGGGGUUCGCUAAAGUGUGGGUGCCCGAGGGUGGGAAGGUAAAGGCUGAAAUCAACUUGAACAAGUACGCUGUGUCAUACUGGGACGAAGAAGAGGAGAAGUGGCUUGCCGAAAAAGGUUCUUUCAAGGUGGUCAUAUCGCGGAGCGCAGACCCGAAGGAUGAAGUCCUACAGAGCGAGUUCAAAUUGGAGAGAGAUUUGUACUGGAGAGGCGUAUAG